Molecule: messenger RNA, 1035 nt
Organism: Cuscuta europaea
Lineage: Eukaryota; Viridiplantae; Streptophyta; Magnoliopsida; Solanales; Convolvulaceae
Source: the annotation of a GenBank genome assembly
CCCACCCAAAUAUGCAUGCCCCCUCUUUUACGUACUUUCCCCUACCUCUUUUGACCCUAUAAAUUGUGAAGUGAGCUCAAACUAAUUUACUUCAACUCACUCAUUCUCUCCAUUAAAUUCAACACGUAAGGAUUAACCCAAGAACACAUCAAUGGCGGAAACUCGUCCUUCCCUUUGCACUUUUCUUUUGAUUCUCUUCACCAUUAAUGUACUGUCCUCUUUAAGUGUCCCUGCAAUGGCGGCCGGGCGAGGCAUCCCCAACGAGGCCGCCGACAUCAACGGGGCGUCCAAGAAUGUGGACGAGAAACUCCAUCCUGAGUUUCUCCACGGUUACGACGGAACCGUCUUGAUUCCCGGGUUCGGCCGCGUAGUCAUCCCGCCCAAGGGUAAAAUAGUGGACCCAUUCAACUACAACCCCAUCACCGGCAAGAGUGGCGGCGGAACUGGCGCCAUCAACCCCUUCGAUGGCAUUAUAGGCGGCGGCUCCGGCUAUGUUCCCGGCGGAGAUGACACUCUCCUCCCUAACCCGGGUGUUGAGGUACCCAACCCGCCUGUAGCAGCUGGCGGCGGCGAUGAUGCUGGCAGCCUCACUCCUCCUGCUCGUCGCUGAUGAUUUGAUUAUUAGUACGUACGUGAAUAAGAAGCUGUUGUAGAAGCUUGACAUGAAUUGCUUGCGUAAUAAUAUAUAUAAUGGCAUGCAGAUUUGAAGGUGUCUUGGCCUGGCUGGAUUCUUGUUUAUUGAGCGUUCGUCUAUAGUAGUAGUAGUAUAUCUUAGGAAUCAUCGAUUUAAUUUCUUGCAAACUGUUCAUUCUGUACUUUAAUUUGGUAGAGGUUACUUCAUUAAUUCUGUCCUUGUCGUGCUAUUUAAUUAGUGCAUAUAUGUACGCAGUUACAUUGUCUUAAGACGGGUUUAAUUUGAGGAAAAUUCUACGGGUUUGAUUCAACUAGUCUUCUCUCAGUCAACUACCAAGUCGUCUUGUUAAUUAAUUUCUUUAUAUAAAUAUCAUUGAUCAUAAAUAGAUUUUUUCUUCUUUU